UGCUGGACAGAAGUCAAAGCGAAGCAGAGCGAAGGUUUAUAAGAAGCCUCAAGACAAUAUCUGGGAUUUUGUCCAUUAUUAUCCAAUCUUGCUUGACGAUUGAGCUCUUCAGCAGAUUCAUUACUUCAAAAAAGAAGACAAUUCGCCUGCCUCUUCAAAAGACGAAGUGAAGGAUUCUUUUAUUCCAUGAUAUAAAAGGAAGGACCCUGGUGAACAUGGAACUUAUGCGAGUGCAAUUUGUCCUGCUAUUUCUCAGUGUGCUAAUUUCCAUCAUGGUCAACAGCAUAAUUUCAGCCGAGAGUGUGAAUACGCGAUGCGUUUUAAGGCAAAAAAAUACGUGUUAUCAAUAUUCUAUCGCAAGAAGGCGAAAUUUGACGUGUUCUGUAAGUGGUGAUAAAUUCAUGAACUGCCAUCAGUUGGCCAACGCAGGAGCCUUCAAUCUUAUAUGUUCUUCCCCAGGCGAAUGCAAGCAGCAAUGUGUAGCUGGCUACUGCCAGUCCCUAAAGUGCAACGCCAGGAAAUGCAACCAAUAUUGCCUCCGUGGACGGUGCAAUAUGGAGUGCAAUUCUGAGGAAUGCAUCCAAGAAUGUAAGGUAGGUGGAUGCGAAAUGAAAUGUCCAAGUGGUGUCAAGCGUUGUAUUCAGAAAUGCGGCCGAGGAAAUUGCAAAAUGCAUUGUCCAGCAGGAGUGCAAUACUGCAAGCAGUCGUGUGACACAGGAAGAUGUUUAAUGCUAUGUCAAGGAAAGGAAUGUUCCCGCUCCUGUCGCUACAGCAAAUGCCUGUACAACAGCGAGCCUGAAAAUGGGGCUGCAAUGGCUGUGGUUUCAAGUUGUAAUAGGGCGCGUCUUCGAAGACAUAGCAUUUGUUACCAGCACUGCCCAUCUGGGGACUGCAAUAUGAUGAACGUUAACAAUUUUGCCAUGCAUAGUCAAGCAUGCUAUGGAGGCAACUGCAACAUGAGGUGCAACGCGAACAAAAAGUGCAGUCAGGUUUGCGUCGGACGGCAUUGUCAACUUGUUACUUGCACCUCAGAAAUAUGUAUCCAAGAAUGCAUCGCAGGAGGAUGUAACAUGGAAUGCUACUCAAAAAUUUGUACUCAAAUUUGCAGAGAAGGAAAUUGUAGGAUGGCUUGCUUAUCGUCAAACUCCAAAAUAUGUUAUCAGACCUGUGCUGGAGGAGGCUGUGUCACUUCAUGUGAAGGUGAGAAUUGCAGCCCAAGGUGUUUUGGUGGACAUUGUAAACACUCUCUGUAUGAACCUCCUGGAUUGAUAACAAAUACUGCAUGCGACAAAAUAAAAGACGACACGUGUGUUCAAGAGUGUGGCUCAAGUGUAGGAUGUUCCCUCAAAAACGGACCCUCUAGCCCGUUGAAGGUCUCCAAUCAGACAUGCCAGGGUGGGUUUUGUGUGCUAAACUGCACGGAAUCAGAGGUAUGCAAUCAGGUUUGCACUAGCAAAAAGUGCUACACGAUGUCCUGUCACUCUAGUGAGUGCACGCAGGUUUGCGAAGGAAACGACUGUGGCCUGUUGGAAUGCUAUGCAGAUACGUGUACGCAAAAGUGUUUUGGUUUGGGAUGUCAUUUGAAGUGUCAUCCAUCUGUCCAAGUAUGCCAUCAGAUCUGCGUGGCUGAAAAAGGGAGAUGUGCGCUCGAGUGCUGGGCGAAGAAAUGUAUCACAACUAUGGUGUAGCCUUGAAAUUCAAAACGAUGAGCUCAGAAGCAAUCCUGCAAACGCGAAUUUUAAAAUUACGGCAAGCAUUUUAGCAACGAGAAGAAACGCUAUUUCAUGCUAGGAUGACUGUAAAACUUACUGUCAGGCGUUAAUGUCUUAAAAACCAACUUAAUAAUCAAUUGCUGAGGAAUCUCUCGUCAACUUAAAAGAGAUUAUUCGUUUUCUGUCAAAACGCUUUUUUUAUUUCGAAACUUAAAUUUGCUCUAAUUUAAAAAGCAUCAAACUUGGAGGAGAUCCGAAAACGAAAAUAUCUAAGUAUCAACAGACGGGCAGUAUCCAGCAGUAAGGCUGGACGUUAAAUUUUAACUUGUCUCUUCUGGGUACUUUUACGUUGAACAUUUUUCCUUUUUCUUCUAAAGAAGUGAUGGGUUGAACCGUGUUUGAAAUGUGUUCGACGUUCAUCGCUACUUUUAUUGUGUUACAAUGUCCAGUAGAACCAUAUUAAUGAAUUAUAAACAUAGGUUAAAAAUAGCAAUUGCAAGUAGCAGUGUGAUGAUAGUUCAAGCUAGUUGUCUUUGAGAAGUACAAUAUUCAUACAGGCAAUGUAUAAACUUCUGUUCACAGAGGGAAAGAUUUCAAAUAAAUCAAGUUUUUUUUCGUGAUCGAAAAAUAUAUUCGUUGGCCGUUAUACAAGAUUUUCGGAUUGACGAAGACCCGUUCUGGCCAUUAAUCCAGGCCCUUGGUCUAUGAAGACGAGGGGAAAAGCGUUCAGCAAAGAAAAGCGACUGUUUCUAGAAAGGCACCUUUUUAGCUAUCCCACACACCUUUUGUGCUACAUCUUUCAGCCGGCUUCACCGACCGAAAGCUUGGUGCAGUUAAAGAAGUGAGACGAUUGGUUGCACUAGCUAUUCAUAUUCAAGUGUUUGCCGUGUGGUGGGGCUUUCUGUACCAACUUAAAAGAUAAAUAAUAUAAUUGAUUGUA
Stylophora pistillata is the source of this 2652-nucleotide messenger RNA. RefSeq lists its product as uncharacterized. The record is from RefSeq and is a predicted model, not a curated record. NCBI's taxonomy places the organism in Eukaryota, Metazoa, Cnidaria, Anthozoa, Scleractinia, Pocilloporidae.